AGAGGAAGUUUUGGCUACGCGCAAGCUCAGUCUUUUCAAAGAAAAGGAGCUAGUGCGCAUGUCCAGAGCGCCAGGCAUUCGAGCGAGCGCGGGAAGUCAUGGAGGGCAGCGGUUGUGACGGGGUCGGCGUUACUGCCUUGGAUAUACUCUCUCCCUCGACUCUAAAGCUAUACGAGGCACAGUUUUUUGGCUUUACGCCGCAGACAUGCAUGUUUCGAAUAUACAGCGCCUUUCAAGAUUGCCUAUGCGGGAUCUUACUUGUUGUGGAGAAGGUGUGCGUAAGAAAGCUGAAAAAACGUGAUAAAACGCAGGACGAGGACCUGCUACAAUCGAAGGCCCGGGAGUGCAGCCAAGAGCUGUACAUGUUUCUGGAACAACGCUUUCAGAGUUUUUCCAAGCGUAUGGACGCACUUUUGGUUGACAAAUGCUUCUCCAUACCACCAAACGUUCUCCUUCCCGGUGACAAGCCACACCGAAAGUCCCCUAGAGAUGUUACGGAUUUAAUGCGGGUGGAGUCCUCACUCGCCGCUCUGCAGAGCGCCCACCAGGCGGAGCUGUGUGCCCGACAGGAGCUGCUCGCUGAGCUGGAGGAGCAGAGGGAGGUGCGAGAACAGCUGGAUGGGAUCUUGAGGUGGGUCGGAGAGCUUCAGACAGCGUGGCUGAAGGAGGGGCUGGGCAGCUUCAACGAAAACUUCCCCCAGGUGAUGGAGUCCGUGAAGAAGUUGCAAGUCAACGUAGCAGAGAUAUGCGACAAGAGGCCUAAAGAACCAGAUUUUUAGAAGUCAGUGGUUCGUGGAGGAUGACGUUGCUUCUUUUUUUUUAUUUUUUAUUAUUUGGUAACUUCCUUUGUCCUAUAAACUAAACUAGGAAGAUACAUAUUUUGACCCGCACAUUCCUUUCCUCUCACAUCCUCUUCAGAUAAAAAAGUGUACGUUUUUUAAAUGACCGUUCUGCAUUUAAGUUUCUCCUAGGCGUGUUAUUUAUUUACUUACUUCAUAAUUGAUACUUUUAGGAUUUUAAAGAUGCUUGAUCUAGAAGAAAAUGUUUAUUUAAAACUUUGUGGACAAAUAAAACAUUCAACAAUGUAAUGACACUGACUGGAUCCAUAAAUUCAUAAAUUGUGUGGAAGGAAAGGACUACCACAUUUAUUUACCACCAGAUUCCAUGAUCUUUAUUUCACAAGAAAUAAACACAUUUGCGCAUGCUUCUGUACUCUACUGUUCUAUUCGUUCAGUGGAAAUAGAAUGUUUGGGAUUGGAACAUCACAUUCAAAAGUACCCAUUUCAAUAUGCCGCACCAAGUAAUCUUUAGGCACACCCAGCGCGGCUUACGGUUUGGUGCCUUUGGAGUUUUCCGACGUCCAGAUUUUCUCCCCGUCUCUCGUGAUCUCCAGGUAUCCAGCGUCUGUCAGGGUCAGUCGCAUCCUCGCCG
This is a messenger RNA of Gadus chalcogrammus (walleye pollock), 1431 nucleotides long. It is a transcript of the gene mis12, whose product is annotated as MIS12 kinetochore complex component. The coding region runs from base 99 to 779 and encodes 226 amino acids. Gene Ontology annotation, cellular component: chromosome, centromeric region; nucleus. NCBI's taxonomy places the organism in Eukaryota, Metazoa, Chordata, Actinopteri, Gadiformes, Gadidae. The record is from RefSeq and is a predicted model, not a curated record. The transcript is spliced from 3 exons. Gene Ontology annotation, biological process: mitotic cell cycle; kinetochore assembly; protein localization to kinetochore.